This is a messenger RNA of Cygnus atratus (black swan), 7143 nucleotides long. RefSeq names its product membrane associated guanylate kinase, WW and PDZ domain containing 2 (gene MAGI2). Lineage: Eukaryota; Metazoa; Chordata; Aves; Anseriformes; Anatidae. The transcript has 23 exons. Bases 313 to 4980 code for a protein of 1555 amino acids. The record is from RefSeq and is a predicted model, not a curated record. Gene Ontology annotation, cellular component: cytoplasm; dendrite. Gene Ontology annotation, molecular function: signaling receptor complex adaptor activity; beta-1 adrenergic receptor binding; SMAD binding. Gene Ontology annotation, biological process: signal transduction; receptor clustering.
GUCCCCUCCUUCCCUCCCUCCCUCCCCGCUGCCAGUUUCUCUACAACUAGUACAUCCACACGCAGGGUCCCGGCCGCCGCGGCUGCCAUGGAUAUCAGCUAAAGCGCCGGCAGCGGGACGGACAGGGCAGAGAGGCGCUCCCCAUCCCCGCUCCGUCGCCCCCCCGGGGCCGCGGCGCCCUCCCUGCCGCCCUCCUGCCCUUCCUUCCCUGCCGCCCCGAGCCUGCCCCACAGGAGCCUGGCGCCCACGGGGGAGGGAGGGAAGAGAGAAAGAGCAAGCGGAGAGGGAGUCGGGCAGAGCAUCCCCACGGCAAUGUCCAAGGGCUUGAAGAAGAAAAGCCACUGGACGAGCCGAGUCCACGAGAUCGUGAUCGUGAGGAACCCGGAGGGGCAGCUGGGCUUCGAGCUGAAAGGGGGCGCCGAGAACGGGCAGUUCCCGUACCUGGGGGAGGUGAAGCCCGGCAAGGUGGCCUAUGAGGGCGGCAGCAAGUUAGUGCCGGAGGAGCUGCUGCUGGAGGUGAACGAGACCCCCGUGGCCGGGCUCACCAUCAGGGAUGUGCUGGCCGUGAUCAAGCACUGCAAGGACCCCAUCCGGCUCAAGUGCGUCAAGCAAGAGGGCAGCAAAGAGCUUCAGUUUAAAACUUCCGCAGCAGGAGGCAUCGUUGAUAAGGACCUUCGUCACUACCUCAAUUUACGGUUCCAGAAAGGUUCGGUGGACCAUGAGCUCCAGCAGAUCAUAAGAGACAAUCUCUACCUCCGCACGGUGCCAUGCACCACAAGGCCACAUAAGGAGGGGGAAGUCCCUGGUGUGGACUAUAUUUUCAUCACUGUUGAAGAUUUUAUGGAACUGGAGAAAAGUGGUGCCCUCUUAGAAAGUGGAACAUAUGAAGACAACUAUUACGGCACUCCGAAACCUCCAGCAGAACCAGCUCCAUUACUGUUAAAUGUAACAGAUCAGAUCCUUCCAGGUGCCACUCCUGGGGCUGAAGGUAAACGUAAGAGGAAUAAGUCUGUGAGCAAUAUGGAGAAGACAGGUAUUGAACCACCAGAGGAAGAAGAGGAAGAAAGACCUGUGGUCAAUGGAAAUGAUGUGACAGUAACACCAGAAUCAAGUGAACAUGAAGAGAAGAGUACAGGUGUCUCAGGUGAAGUAUCUUCCACCCAACCGUGCCCUGCACCAGGAUAUACUCAGCCUGAAGAAGCAAAGGAGGAUAUGGAUGUAACAAAGCAGACAAAACCGGAGGAGAAUGAUGACUUGGGCCCAUUACCUGAUAACUGGGAAAUGGCUUAUACAGAAAAAGGGGAAGUCUACUUUAUUGACCAUAACACAAAGACAACAUCAUGGCUGGAUCCACGACUUGCGAAAAAGGCUAAACCUCCAGAAGAGUGCAAAGAAAAUGAGCUUCCAUAUGGCUGGGAGAAAAUUGAUGAUCCCAUUUAUGGCACUUAUUAUGUUGACCACAUAAAUAGAAGAACACAAUUUGAAAACCCUGUCCUAGAAGCAAAAAGGAAGCUACAGCAGCAUAACAUGCCCAACGCAGAACUUGGAACAAAGCCUAUGCAGGCCCAAGGUUUCCGAGAAAAACCACUCUUCACCCGUGAUGCAUCACAGCUGAAGGGAACUUUCCUCAGCACAACUCUUAAGAAAAGCAACAUGGGUUUUGGAUUUACCAUCAUUGGUGGGGAUGAGCCAGAUGAGUUUCUUCAGGUGAAGAGUGUAAUUCCUGAUGGGCCUGCAGCACAAGAUGGGAAAAUGGAAACAGGUGAUGUCAUUGUCUAUAUUAAUGAAGUUUGUGUCCUUGGACAUACUCACGCAGAUGUAGUCAAACUCUUCCAGUCUGUUCCUAUUGGUCAGAGUGUCAACUUGGUGCUAUGUCGUGGAUACCCUUUGCCCUUUGAUCCUGAAGAUCCUGCCAACAGCAUGGUGCCACCCCUUGCAGUAAUGGAGAGGCCUCCGGUAGUGGUAAAUGGAAGACAUAACUAUGAAACUUAUUUGGAAUACAUUUCUAGGACUUCUCAGUCUGUUCCAGACGUAACAGAUCGACCACCACACUCCUUGCACUCCAUUCCAGCAGAUAGUCAGCUUGAUAGCACAUUCCCACCACCUGCCCAUGAUGAUAAUGUAUCAAUGGCUUCUUCUGGGGCCACCCAAGCUGAACUCAUGACCUUAACCAUUGUGAAAGGGGCCCAGGGCUUUGGCUUCACUAUAGCAGACAGUCCUACAGGACAGAGGGUGAAGCAAAUUCUAGACAUUCAGGGAUGUCCUGGUUUGUGUGAAGGUGACCUCAUUGUUGAGAUCAACCAGCAGAAUGUACAGAACCUGAGCCAUGCAGAAGUAGUGGAUAUACUUAAAGAAUGUCCUGUUGGAAGUGAAACUUCUUUGAUUAUCCAUAGAGGAGGUUUCUUUUCUCCAUGGAAAACUCCAAAGCCUAUGAUGGAACGAUGGGAGAAUCAAGGCAGCCCUCAAACAAGCCUAUCUGCUCCAGCUCUACCACAGAAUAUUCCCUAUCCACCCACUCUUCACAGGAGUUCAUUUCCCGAUUCAACAGAGGCCUUUGAUCCACGGAAACCUGACCCAUAUGAGCUGUAUGAGAAAUCAAGAGCUAUUUAUGAAAGUAGGCGUCCCGAUUACAAGGAGCUGGAUGUUCACCUUCGGAGAAUGGAGUCUGGCUUUGGCUUCAGGAUCCUUGGAGGAGAUGAGCCUGGACAGCCUAUCCUCAUAGGAGCAGUAAUUGCGAUGGGCUCAGCAGACAGAGACGGCCGUCUCCAUCCUGGUGAUGAACUGGUGUAUGUAGAUGGGAUUCCAGUAGCCGGCAAAACCCACCGAUACGUGAUUGACCUUAUGCAUAACGCUGCCCGAAAUGGGCAGGUGAACCUUACUGUGAGGAGAAAGGUGCUACCCACAGAGCCCUCCAGCCAGAAAGGGCCCCCUCCACCCGGCGCGACGCCCCCUCGCAGCUCCCCCAGCGCUAGGAAAAUGGCCAAUAACCAAGGAGAACCAUGCCCAGAGAAUGGCAGAAGUCCAGGCUCGGUGUCCACGCACCACAGUUCUCCAAGAAGUGACUACGCAACUUAUGCUAACAGCAAUCACGCUGUCUCUAGCAGCAAUGCUACACCCCCCGAGGGCUUUACUUCUCACAGCUUGCAAACCAGUGACGUCGUGAUCCACCGCAAGGAGAAUGAAGGUUUUGGCUUUGUAAUCAUCAGCUCCCUGAACAGGCCUGAGUCUGGGUCCACAAUAACUGUACCCCAUAAAAUAGGGAGGAUAAUUGAUGGAAGUCCUGCAGAUCGCUGCGCAAAACUUAAAGUUGGAGACCGGAUCUUAGCUGUGAACGGCCAGUCUAUUAUUAACAUGCCUCAUGCAGAUAUUGUGAAGCUAAUUAAAGACGCAGGUCUCAGUGUAACACUUCGCAUCAUUCCUCAGGAGGAGCUGAACAGCCCGGCCUCGGCCCCCAGCUCAGAGAAGCAGAGCCCCCUGGCGCAGCAGCACAGCCCCCUGGCCCAGCAGCAGCAGCAGCAGCAGCAGAGCCCCCUGGCCCAGCAGCAGCAGCAGCAGCAGAGCCCCCUGGCCCAGCAGCAGAGCCCCAUCACCCAGCACAGCCCCGUGGCGCAGCCCGCGCCCCCGCAGCCCCUGCAGCUGCAGGGACACGAGAACAGUUACAGGUCAGAAGUAAAAGCCAGGCAGGAUGUGAAACCUGAUAUCCGGCAACCUCCAUUUACAGACUACAGGCAGUCUUCAACUGACUACCGCCAGCCUCCCCUGGACUACAGGCAUCCUCCUGUGAUGGAUUACCAGCAGCCACCACCUCUCGACUACAGGCAGCCACCCUUGAUGGAUUACAGGCAACACUCACCCGACACCCGGCAGUACCCCCUGUCAGACUACAGACAGCCCCAGGACUUUGAUUAUUUCACUGUUGAUUUGGAGAAGGGAGCCAAAGGUUUUGGGUUUAGUAUUCGAGGAGGAAGGGAGUACAAAAUGGAUUUGUUUGUGCUGAGAUUAGCAGAAGAUGGACCAGCAAUAAGAAAUGGAAGGAUGAGGGUAGGAGAUCAAAUAAUUGAAAUCAAUGGAGAAAGCACAAGGGACAUGACACAUGCCAGAGCAAUAGAGCUAAUCAAGUCUGGUGGCAGGAGAGUGCGACUGUUGUUGAAACGUGGAACAGGCCAGGUCCCUGAAUAUGACGAACCAAACUCCUGGAGUGCUCCCUCUGCCACCUCCACAGGUCUGCCGGAAGUAGCUCUUUCCCUCGAUGACAUAAUCUCACCAUUAUCUUCAUCACACAUAGCCCCACCCUCUGACCCUUCUCACCAGAUAAGCCCAGAACCAACAUGGGAUAUCAAGAGGGAACACGACGUAAGGAAACCAAAGGAGUUUUCGGUGAAUGGUCAUAAAAAGAAAAGGUUAGGAGAACAAAGAGAAAGGUCAGCAAGUCCUAAAAAGGUAGACAGGUCAAAGCACGAAGAGGCUUCUUGGAAAGGAUAUUCAGAAGGUAAAAAUAAGACCACUGAUGGUGGCAGGCACACCUCAGAAAGCAAAGUGGUGGGACACAGUGUUAUGAUCGAGGCUGGCGUGAGAGAGCACGUGUGUGCUGGAACCAGUGAUGAACAGUUUGGGAGGCUGAAGAAGCCAGAAAGCAAGAGGGGAGGAUCUCUUAGCAAAAAAGAAGAUCACAAAUCCACAAAUACCAGUGAGAAGAAGUCAGCUGCAGCACCCGACCAUGUCAGGCUUGAUACAGGUGCUACCAAGACGUACAGUAGCAAUCGCUGCAGCUCUCCUGGAAGCGAUAUGGACCACAGCCAGAGGGACCCUGACGGGAAACCCAGCGAGUUCCCCAGGAAGGGACAUCUCCACUCCAUUAGCACUCGCAGCACCAACACCACAGUUCGAAAGGCAACAGUCUCCCCAGGGCCGUGGAAAAUCCCUGGCUCGGAUAAGCUACCUAGUGUCCUGAAGUCUGGUACUUCUGCCAUGAGCAGAUAAGCACGGGACUGUUGCCCUCUAACUGUCUCAAAUCGACGCAGAACAUUCUUCUUAGUUUUUGUCUCACAUUGAUUUAUUUUAAUUUAUUUUAACUAUCACGCAUUAUACACAAACCAUUGAGGAAUGAAAACAUUAGUGUGUAAUUCCAUGACAAUGUGCACAGUAUCUAAUAAGUUCAAAAGCAUAUAGUCAACACGGAGAUUUAAAACCGACCCUAAAGUCCCAGUUCCAUUUUAGGGACUUUGGCAGCUAUGGAAGAAACCAAAACAAUAUGAAGGACAGUACAUCAGAGAAAGGGUAGUGCAGUGUAGCUUUAGCAUUUUUUUCCACUGCAUGAAGGACUUGGAUUUCAUUCAAACUUUAUAUCAAGAAACUGGAACAAGUUAGAGCAAUCGCAAACUGGAACAUCGCCUUAAAUAAAACUGCACGGAGCAAGCUGAAACUGAGAGAGGAUCUUUUCAUGGAGCUAAAAUGUUGUAAAUAAAUCGUUCUCGACAUAUCUAGACAGGGGUUAAAGGGUUUCUUUGAAGCAUUCAGAACUGUAUGCCCAUGACACGUCUCCACUGUUACCACUUUGGGAUAGUCCACGUGAUACCCUGUAGCAUAGUUCACUGGGCGCUACGGGAGGAGUUGGAAAUCUAGUGGAUUAGUUUCUGUGAUACCAUUUCUACUGCCAUUUUUGUGAACAAACCAUAUUUCUGUACAUUGGAAAGGAGUUAGGGUGGAGUUGUAUUUGCAAAUUAUUCUCCAAAGCAAUUUACUACAGGUUCCCCAAAUCCUGCAAGGUAAUGUUCAAGCCAAUUGGCCAGGCUCAAAACUUAAGACAUCCACAAGGCCCUUGCAAUGAAAGGAAGAUUGCUACAGAGAAAAAGCUGCAGUUUCCUUAAGGAAAGGCCUUUCCCUCCUUCAGAAAAUGAUAGCUUCUCUUAUGAACAGUGCUAUGUUUCAUACCCACUUGCCUUUAGUUAGGAUGCUCUCACCUUCCAUCCCCUAAGUUUGGCAGAGCAGGUGCCUUUAAGGCACACGUUAACAAUAGUUAGACUGAAAUUCUGUCUUCGGUGUCUUCGUUCAGUAAAUUCAAUAUAUUUCCAUUUUUUAAAAUGGUUUCCAUAUUAUCAUUUCUUCCCUACCUCCAUUUUUUUUUUUUUUAGCAUUUUUUGCUUAUCUGUUUUGAAUUUCAAGCCUUAAGUGCCAGGUAAACAUUCCAGUCUGCCUUCACAGGAAAUAAGUCCAAGUUCAGUCAAUCGGUCACUAUCUUGUUUAAAAAAAGAUAUUGUGUGUAUGUAUAAAUGUGCAUAUGCUUAUUUGUCUGACAAAAUUAAAACAAAAUCCUGGGCAAUAAUACAUUGGUAAUUCUAAAAAAAAAAAUACUGUCAAAAAAUCAUAUUUUAAAACUAUUGUUCUCUAGCAAUCUUAGUUCCUCACAUGCUCUGCUGAAAAAUUAGAUUGAGAUUGGCUUUGUUCCAAGAAAUUAGCACAUUACUGUACAUUCCAAACAUUGCACUGGACUGAGAAAUUUACAGGCAUGUUUCUUCCUGUCCAAUUAUUUGAAAAGCCUCAAGUAAAGGAUUUUGCAGCUUUCAAACUUUUUUUUUUUUUUAGAAAAAAAAAAGUCCAUCUAUAAUUUCUAAAAAAGCACAAGUCCAUGUAGCUGUUUAUAAAACUCUUAUUUAAUGGAAAAAAAGAAGUAAAAAAAUCUUUAUCCCCUGAACUAGAAUCCAAUACAAUUUGCCAUUAAUUUAUUGAAUCUGAUUUUGGACAAUGCUUCUGUAGUGUAGAUGCACGCCCCAGUAUCUUAUUUUUAUGUAUAAAGAAAGCAAACAAUGAAAUCUGAAAAACAGUUGAGAUUAUGCUUGCAUAAAUUCUAAUUUGCACAGUUCACAGCUACUCCUUGUGCAGUAAUUGCUUUAUGCGGCUGUAAUCGAUAACCUGUGAAGACAGCACAUCAUCUAAACCCCAUUCCAAAUAAUAUUUCUGUGUAGUGUUAGCUGUGAAUUUACCCUGUACAGCUCUAUCUCUAUAAAUAUAAUUCCAUGUAUUAAUAGUCACAGAAAGGCUGUAAGUGAGCAACUAUUUUUAUGAAACGCACCACUAUGGAUAAAUUAACUUUUACAGAAAUCUUGUUUACUGUAUGAUAUUCUAAACCACUGUCAAAUAAAAUAU